GUCAGGAGCCAUGGAUAAUAAAACGACUGUGAUAAGCAAACACAUGGUCAUAAAACAUUGCAUCAACACGACGAAUCUAGCCUGAGCCUAGGCGUACGUGGUCCGGUGGUGUAUAAUCAUGGUUCGCUUCUCACUCUACCGGUUGGUCGUAGUGUUGUGUGUUGUGAUCAUCAGCUACACAAUCAUCCAUUGGUGGCAGCUAAUGCUUGGCCAGAAAUCAGUCGGUCAUCCCUUCCAACACACCUGCAACAAGACCGAACUGUACCGCCACGAACUAGAACGACUAUUUGAAAGCGGCUUAACUAUUUUCAGGGUACACCGAUUACUGGUGCAGCACGGCCUCACGCACUUUCUCUGCUACGGUACACUCUGGGGUCAGAUACGCAUGGCAAGGAUGCUACCGUGGCGAGAGAAAGCCGAGUUCUGUGUUUUAAACGACGAGCUGUUGCGACACGAGGAAGCUCGUUUCAUGCGCAAUUUCCACUCAAACGAGCUGCGAAUACACUACCUGCACUCCGACGGCAUUUAUAGGAUUUUUGCAAAUGAGCCUACUUCGCGCCAUUACAGUGUUCCUCCUUUUGUCGAGCUGAUUGUGUUUCAACUCGAUGACACGCAAGGAAUGUACAAGCGCAUCGGAUGGAAACGACGAAUCCUGCCUCCACAAUGUGAUUGGACACCAUCAUUAGACUGUUUCCCCGUUAACCUGCUGCAGGGCUCAUUGCCGAGUCGGCCACUCGGCAAUUCAUUGUACACCGUGCCUAUGGGUGGAAUCGAACUGCAAAAGUACCAUUACCCCGAAAACUGGUGGAAGGAUGUGAACGUACAUAACUGCAAUCUUAACUAUCCCUAGACUAAAUAAGGAAUUAAUUAAUUUACAUACUUAAUAAAGUAUGUAAAGUAUCUAAAGUAUGUUUGGUUAUUUUUCGAACAUGCCAAAACACACAAAGCCAAAAAAGUAACCGAUUUCCAUCUUCAUUCAUCCAUGUUGAAGCGAGAGGGCAAAACUAUUUUCCUGUGAGUUAUAAUUCGAAGCAUUAAUGAAUGGUCAACAAUUAUACUGAAACAAUAUUAUAUGUUUAACCUUUUUCAUUUUCUACGCUUCCAUCACAUUUGACAGGAUUUUUACCUUUAUAUCGUAAGAUUAUGGAAUAAAAAUAAUACACAUGUGAAGAUUUAUCAUAUUUCCCAAAAUAAA
Molecule: messenger RNA, 1195 nt
Organism: Anopheles bellator
Lineage: Eukaryota; Metazoa; Arthropoda; Insecta; Diptera; Culicidae
Exons: 3
Coding region: 119-850 (243 amino acids)
Source: RefSeq, a predicted model, not a curated record